Messenger RNA from Syzygium oleosum, 1312 nucleotides. Its product is annotated as isoliquiritigenin 2'-O-methyltransferase-like. Bases 107 to 1198 code for a protein of 363 amino acids. Gene Ontology annotation, molecular function: S-adenosylmethionine-dependent methyltransferase activity; O-methyltransferase activity; protein dimerization activity. The transcript has 4 exons. Lineage: Eukaryota; Viridiplantae; Streptophyta; Magnoliopsida; Myrtales; Myrtaceae. The record is from RefSeq and is a predicted model, not a curated record. Gene Ontology annotation, biological process: methylation.
CUAUGCGAUCCCACCCAGUUUGUGAAUCACUUCCUUCGUCGAUUCAUAAAUCCUCAGGAAGCAACCGAACCACCCAUCCAAACGUUGUCCAAAUAGAAAGCGAAAAAUGAGUUCCACUCAAAACCAAGUAAAACCCUACCAAGAGGAAGAGGACCCAUGCCUCAAAGCCCUCUUGUUUUCUAGCUAUCACGUCUUCCCAGUGAUCCUGCAUGCCGCUGUGGAGCUCGAUCUCUUUGGGAUCAUAGCCCAGGCUGGCCCCGGGGCCUACGUGUCGCCCGCCGAGGUGGUCGCCCACCUCCCGGCCCAGACUGCCGAGUCACCCGAGAUCAUUGAUCGGGUCCUUCGUUGCCUUGCGAGCCACUCCCUCCUCACGUACAAGUCCAAGACGUUUGACGAUGGGAGGACCGUGGAGAGGCGGUAUGCGAUAUCGCCGGUCGGGAAGUACUAUGUCAAGGACGAGGAUGGCGGCUCUGUCGGCUCGCUCUCUCUCUUCGCCUUCCACCGAGCCACCAUUGACGUCUGGCUCCAAGUCAAAGAAGCAAUUGUUGGCGGAGGGGGCAACUUGUUCCAGAAGGUACAUGGCAAGUCCAUAUUCCAGUACAUGAAGGAGGACUCAUCCCUGAGCAAGUACUUCAACGACGCGAUGGCCGAUCUCUCCGCGACACAGACGAGGAAGAUCCUCGAAGUCUACCACGGGUUUGACGGGAUCUCAACUCUGGUUGAUGUUGGCGGUGGAAAAGGCGCGACCCUUAACAUGAUUGUCUCGAAGUACCCCUCGAUCAAGGGCAUCAACUUCGAUUUGCCCCAAGUCAUUGGACACGCUCCUUCUUAUCCCGGCGUGGAGCACGUCGGAGGAGAUAUGUUUGCGAGCGUCCCGGAGGGCGACGCGAUCAUGAUUAAGGGCACGUGCCACAAUUGGAGCGACGAGUCGUGCAUAAAGUUUUUGAAGAACUGUUACAAAGCUUUGCCGGCGAACGGGAAGGUGAUCGUGAUGGACUUCAUCAUGCCAGACGAGCCGGAGGAGACGAUGGCGUCUAAGUACGUGUCGAUGCUCGACAAUGCCAUGUUGAUUCAGCCGGGAGGGAAGGAGAGGACCGAGAAGCAGUUCGAGUACUUGUGCAAAGGAGCUGGGUUCACGGGCUUUAAGGUCGCUGCCAGAGCUGUGUCUGCACUGGGAGUGAUUGAGUUCAACAAGUGAUUGUAUGAACUCAAUCUGUCUCUGUCUUCUUUGUCCAGGUGAUCUUAUGUACAAGAAGCAAAGAGACAUCGCGGAAUUCAAUGAAUAAAAUUGCCUCGACAGGGGUUUCUGCAA